This is a messenger RNA of Mangifera indica (mango), 2358 nucleotides long. RefSeq lists its product as uncharacterized. The coding region runs from base 291 to 2141 and encodes 616 amino acids. NCBI's taxonomy places the organism in Eukaryota, Viridiplantae, Streptophyta, Magnoliopsida, Sapindales, Anacardiaceae. The record is from RefSeq and is a predicted model, not a curated record. The transcript has 3 exons.
AGCAUAGAGUAGCUUGGAAAGAGGUAAAGAGGAGGUAGGUCUGUGCAUCUUAAUGCAAUUAAAACUUUAAACUUACCAAAAAUUUUGCGGUGCUGACACUGACAUUUGAAGUGAAGCCAGAGACGACUUAAUUGAUAGAAAAUAACUCCUACGUUGCGAUAUGCAGUUUCAGAGAGUGAACAGGCUAUCUGAAUCUGAGAGAGAAGAAGAAGAGUCCAUAUUUCACAUAAUCUGAAGUUUGAGCAGACGGAGAGAGUGAGUCAGUGAGUAGUGAGUAGAGAGAAGGAAUUAUGGAAAGAAAAGAAAAAGGAUUGCAGAGAGGAGAAAAUAAGCAAGAAUUAAUGGCGAAAAAGUUGAAACGCGGGAUUUUGGUGGGGAAAAGAGCAGGCCCCUCUACUCCUUCACGCACAUGGAGACUUGAGUUUACAUCUCCAAAGGUAAAAAACUCCAUUGCAAAAAAAUAUGUUACUAAUCAUCCUGCAUCAGCAGUUUCUACUAGAAAACUUUGUACAAACUUCUGGGAGAUUCAGCCCCACCACCUCUCUAUUCCUCAAAUGCCAAAGCCAAGUUUUCAACACAAAGACAAGGAUCUUCCAACUCAUCUGCUUCACCACCCUCUUAAUACCCCCCUUCACCAGCUAGAGAGUGCGAGCAGCUCGAGCAAGUCUAUUGCUACAUCACUGAUGCAACACCAUCAAUCAGUUGAAAGGAAUCGCUGUGCUCUACAGCCUGUAUCUCCUGCAAGUUAUGAUAGCUUAUUGGAGGUGGCUUCUUAUAACCCAGUCCCAGCAGUCGUCACUCCCACUAGUUCUCUGGACUCUAAGGAUAAGCUGGGUGGAUCAACUUAUAACCUUAAAACAUCCACAGAAUUACUCAAGGUUCUUGAUCGAAUCUGGAGUCUUGAAGAACAGUAUGAAUCAAAUAUGUCAUUGGUGAAAGCUUUGAAAACAGAGCUCGAUCAUUCUCGGGCCAAAAUAAGAGAGCUGCUGCAAGAGAAACAAACGAAUCAGCAAGAAAUGGAUAACUUGAUGAAGCAAGUUGCUGAGGAAAAACUUAUCAGGAAGAAUAAGGAGCAAGAUCGACUCAAAUCUGUGGUGCAGUCAGUGAGAGAUGAGCUUGAAGAUGAGAGGAAAUUUCGAAAACGCUCAGAAACCCUGCACCGGAAGCUAGCCAGAGAUCUUUCUAAAAUGAAAUCAUCUUUCUCUAAUGUUUUGAAAGAGUUUGAAAGAGAGAGAAAAGAAAGGAUUCUGUUGGAGAACUUGUGCGAUGAAUUUGCGAAAGGAAUUAGAAAUUAUGAAGAAGAAGUGCGGUCACUAAGAUACAAGCCAGAGACUGAUCGAGUUUAUGCGGAAAAUCCUGACAGGUUAAUUCUUCAUAUUUCGGAAGCAUGGCUGGAUGAGCGGACGCAAAUGAAGAUUGCAGAAGCACAAAAUGAUCUUGCAGAAAAGAAUAUAAUCGUGGACAAGUUAAGUCUUGCUAUAGAAAACUUUCUUCAUGCUAAACGUUUCUCUGGAUCAAGGAAAUAUGGUACCGUGUCCACAAAUGAGCUCAAGAAAAGCUUUUCAAAUCGGCAAUCUUUAGAGUCCUUCCCAUUGAAUGAAGCUGUAAGUGCUCCUCAAGAUGCUGCUGAUGAAGAAUAUUUAACUUAUCCUGAAGAAUUGGUAAAUUCAAAUUCCUUGAUGAAGAAGUCAGGGUCAAGGGAGGUAGUUAAGGGCGCAACCUGCUCAGUUUACAAGCUCAGUCCAAUUUUCCCACGGCCAGAAAAAAUUUCCAAUUUCGAUAUUCGGAACAGGCUGAAACACAAGGAGAGAUCUGUGGGUGAAAGUUUACACGAAAGAAAUGACAGACGGGGAGGAAUGGGUGGAUUGGAAUCAAAUGAUGAGCUUAAUGAAUUAAUCAGAAGUCAUUCCUCAUCAUCUGAAGGCGAUAAGAUUCAUCCUGAAAGUGAUAUCAGAGAAGAAACUUAUGCUAGUCCCAUCCAAAAGUGGAUGUCAAAAUCAACAUCCCCAGAUUUUGGAAUAUCUGAAUCUUCUUUGAAAUUGUCUCGGAUCAUAAAGGAGAAUUCCCUGAAAGCAAAAUUACUAGAAGCAAGGUUAGAGAGCCAGCGACCUCGCGCUAGACCCACCAAAGGUGCCUUUUAGUUUGUUAAGAAUGAUGGAUUCACUUGAAGUAUUAACCUUCCGGUCGAGAAUUCGAGUUACUGAGAUUGUAAUGUGCAAAUUUUCAAAUGUUUUUUUCUCGUGCUUCUUGAGUUACUGAUGUACACAAUCAUACUGGUAAACUUGAAUUUCUGUCCCACCAACCAUGCUGUCCUGUGUAAGAAAGUUCAACAUUUUCUUUAACACCUUUUGCAUUUCA